UUUUGUUGGGAAAAACCCGCGAAUAUAUGAUAUCAACUUAGCUUCGACAUGGAUCCGACCAGUGAAGACUUCGUCAUUUAAGCAAAAUUAAGGAGGGGAACGAAUCGCACCCGGUCUCCGACAAUUUUUUCAAAGUUAUGGAUCUAACCAAACCACUCCGCUGCAUCGUAAAACUGGGAGGUGCGGCUAUUACUUCCAAAAAUGAAUUGGAAACGAUACACGAAGAAAAUUUGGCGACGGUGUCGUCACAUCUGAGGAAAACUAUGGUUAGUGGCUCUUCUUCUGAAAAUACUAUUGGAAUGGAUUGGAGCAAGCAGCCUGGAAAAUCCGAUAUUGCGUGUCCUGCAGAUGAUUUCGGAGAACAUGAACUUGGCCUUGCGAGUCCCUUUAUAGUUGUCCAUGGAGCUGGUUCUUUUGGACAUUUUCAGGCAAGUAAAUCAGGGGUCCAUAAAGGAGGACUUGAUAGAUCCUUAGUCAAGGCUGGAUUUGUUGCCACACGUAUAUCCGUCACUUUGCUCAAUCUUCAAAUUGUUAGAGCCUUGGCGAGAGAGGGUAUUCCAUCUGUUGGAAUGUCUCCAUUUUCAUGUGGAUGGUCCACUUGUGAAAGGAAUAUGGAUGCAGUUGAUUUACAUGGGGUGUCUAAGGCUAUUAACUCCGGUUUUGUUCCUGUUCUGCAUGGAGAUGCCGUUUUUGACGAUUCCCUGGGUUGCACAAUAUUAAGUGGAGAUGUAAUAAUACGACAUCUUGCCGAGAAUCUGAAGCCUGAUUAUGUUGUGUUCCUCACAGAUGUUUUAGGUGUCUAUGAUCGUCCUCCAACCGAACCUGAUGCAGUCCUUUUAAGAGAGAUUGCUGUGGAUGGAUAUGGUCGUUGGUCUGUUAUACGACCUAUACUGCCUAACGGUAACAAAGAAGUUGAGAUAAGUGUAGCCGCGCAUGAUACAACUGGGGGAAUGGUGACUAAGAUAUCAGAGGCGGCAAUGAUUGCAAAGCUUGGUAUUGAAGUGUACAUUGUAAAGGCAGCAACAGUCCAUUCGUUGAGAGCUCUAAGUGGGGAAAUCCGAGGCAAAAUUCCAGAUGAUUGGCUUGGAACGGUCAUUCGAUUUUCAGGAUAAAGCCCCCACAAUCAGGUACUUCCACUGGAAUAUCCCUUUGUCUAUCAUCUACUCCUUAAAAUACUGUGGGAGAUUACUGCGCCAGAUAUACCUCUGUCUGGUUAUUGGAAUUUACUUGGUGCCAUUUUUUGAAAUUGGACUCAUCAAGAAUCUCCUUACUUUGAUGCACAAUGGUGUUUGUUUGGGGUGAAAGAAUGACUUGAUUUAAGGCUUAUUUGUGUAAUUGCUAUCAUUUACUUCAAA
Molecule: messenger RNA, 1355 nt
Organism: Cucurbita maxima (winter squash)
Lineage: Eukaryota; Viridiplantae; Streptophyta; Magnoliopsida; Cucurbitales; Cucurbitaceae
Exons: 12
Coding region: 138-1112 (324 amino acids)
Cellular component (GO): cytosol
Molecular function (GO): kinase activity
Source: RefSeq, a predicted model, not a curated record